AUGUCUGGAUACGACCGAGCUCUUUCAGUAUUCAGCCCCGAUGGGCACGUCUUCCAGGUGGAAUACGCCAUGGAGGCCGUGAAGCGAGGAACGUGCGCUGUCGGUGUCAAAGGCAAGGACAUCGUCGUGCUUGGCUGCGAGAAGCGCUCGGCCCUCAAGCUCCAGGAUACCCGGAUUACCCCCUCCAAGAUUGCCAUGGUGGACGAGCAUGUGUGCCUCGCCUUCGCCGGACUGAACGCCGAUGCUCGCAUCCUGAUCGAUAAGGCCCGGUUAGAGGCCCAGUCGCACCGCCUGACGGUCGAGGACCCCGUCAGCAUCGAGUACAUUACGAAAUACGUCGCCGGCGUGCAGCAGAGAUAUACCCAGAGUGGUGGUGUCCGGCCCUUCGGCAUUAGUACUCUGAUGAUUGGAUUCGACAAGAAUGACGAGACGCCGCGGCUGUAUCAGACGGAGCCGUCGGGGAUCUACUCUGCGUGGUGGGUGCUGAGCACUACCGGGUUUAUGACACUACUAAACUUUUUUUUCUCCGCGUAUAGGAAAGCGAACGCCAUCGGUCGUUCUAGCAAGACGGUCCGCGAGUUUCUCGAGCGGAAUCACCAGGAAGACAUGGACCGCGAACAGACCAUCGCGCUAACCAUCAAGUCGCUGCUGGAGGUUGUGCAGACGGGUGCCAAGAACAUCGAGGUCGCCAUCAUGUCGCCGGGCAAGCGCAUCGAGAUGCUGCCGGACGACCAGAUCGAGUCGUACGUCAAGAACAUCGAGACCGAGAAGCAGGAGGAGGCGGCCAAGAAGAAGACCGGCCGCACGGGGACCACGACUGCGGCCAUCCUGACCCGGCCCGGCGGCGGCGAGACGGCCGAGUCGACGCGGGAAUCGGCGGACUGA
Molecule: messenger RNA, 885 nt
Organism: Penicillium riverlandense
Lineage: Eukaryota; Fungi; Ascomycota; Eurotiomycetes; Eurotiales; Aspergillaceae
Gene: pre6
Product: proteasome core particle subunit alpha 4
Exons: 4
Coding region: 1-885 (294 amino acids)
Biological process (GO): ubiquitin-dependent protein catabolic process
Cellular component (GO): nucleus; proteasome core complex, alpha-subunit complex; proteasome core complex
Source: RefSeq, a predicted model, not a curated record